This is a messenger RNA of Phialemonium atrogriseum, 1593 nucleotides long. RefSeq names its product putative DUF1682 domain protein. The record is from RefSeq and is a predicted model, not a curated record. Gene Ontology annotation, biological process: endoplasmic reticulum calcium ion homeostasis. The transcript is spliced from 3 exons. Gene Ontology annotation, molecular function: calcium ion binding. Gene Ontology annotation, cellular component: endoplasmic reticulum. The coding region runs from base 67 to 1410 and encodes 447 amino acids. NCBI's taxonomy places the organism in Eukaryota, Fungi, Ascomycota, Sordariomycetes, Cephalothecales, Cephalothecaceae.
GACCAAUUUCGAUUUCUUCGACAGCUUCCAGCUUCCAGCUUCGAUUCGAUAAACUCGCAUGCAAUCAUGGCGCAGGUUUUCAAGGACUUAUUCGGAGGUGGCAAAUCCGUUGCGAGCCCUGUUCCCUCUGCGGACUCGGACUUCGCCGACUUUGCGGGGGCACCAGACCCAGCACCUGGCUCUUUUAACCCCGUGCCUAACGCCCCUGUCGCCCCUGGUGUGGCGGCGACGGCGCGCCCCUAUUCAAAAUGGUACAACGUCCAUGAGCGACACUCGCUGUCCGAGUUCAAGAUCGAGGGCGGGAUCAUGGCCGUCAUUGCCUUCAUCCUCCUGCUGCACCUGAUCGGUUCGCGGUUGAAUCGCUCCAAAGCGCGCAAGUGGGCCAGCGCGCACGCUGCACCACUUGCCUCGGAGUUCGCGGUCGUGGGAUUCGAGGGAUUCUCGCCCGCGCACGCCGACAAGUCCGGUGCCGAGCUGGUCCAGGCCCUCGAGGACGCCAACAUCCAGCGGGGCAACUCUAUCCUGAAGGAGAAGAGCCUGUUCGAGUUCGCGACCUACGCGACCGGCCGCCAGAACGUCGCCUUCUUGGAUGCCAAGUUGACGCUGAGGAAGCGCUUCAACCCGGUAGUGAUGAUCAUCGAGUCUGUCCUCGGCUUCUUCGCCGAGACCUUCGCCGCACCCGAGGAAGCUUUGGAUGCUGUUCUCUACCCCUUUGAUGGCAUGGAGGCCGCUACUGUUCCCGGGCUGCCAGGCGCUGCCGAACUGAAGGCGAAGGACAACAAGAGCACGUUUGAUGGCUUCGUGUGGGCCCUUGUCAACAAGGAGAAGAUGAGGGAGAUCCGCGACGAUCGUUACGAUAUCUCCAUUACCACGACCAAGGAUCACGCGAAGCUCCCAGCCUGGUUGACGGUCAUGACUGAGAGCGCCGAGGUCACCGAUGUAUUGCUCACUCCCGAGCUUAUCAAGGCUGCUGAGGCCGCUGGUGAGCUCCUGGACUACCUCAUCGUAUCUGAUCAGCCCGUUGAGAAGCCUACCACUCUCGAUGAGACCAAGCCUCGGAAGCGCAUCUUCCUUAGGUACCGCCUGCCGUCAAACGACGACUACGAGCCGCUGGUACCCAUCUUCAACUACUUCAUGCGCAUCUCGGACCACCUCGUCAAGUCUGCGCACUUCCGGCCCGAGGUCAACCGCAAGCUCAAGGUCGUGCGCGAGGAGAACGUGAAGCAGAUCAAGAGGGCUGAAGACGACGAGAAGGCCGAGGAGCGGGCCCUCGAGCGCGAAAAGGCCAAGAAGGCUAAGCGGGAUCAGGAGCUCAGCCUGCUGGACGCCAAGGCGCAGAAGAAAUACCUGGAGAAGGAGCGAGACAGGGAGCAGCGCAAGUCCAUGAAGAAGCAGACUUCGCGCAUGUAAAAUGCGAGAUAGGGUUGCAGAUGCUCUGGAUCUGCCCGGCUCAGGGGAUUCGAGGGCUUAUGGUGUGGUAAUGGAGGCGGGCAAGUUGUAAAAGUGUCAUCAUCGUGUACUAAUUCGUUUUCCAAUUUCGACGUAUCCAUCGUCUGAGAAUAAACUAUGUACAUGUACAGUCAAGCCAGAACC